This is a messenger RNA of Capronia coronata CBS 617.96, 330 nucleotides long. RefSeq names its product 60S ribosomal protein L33-B. Gene Ontology annotation, cellular component: cytosolic large ribosomal subunit; ribosome. Gene Ontology annotation, molecular function: structural constituent of ribosome. The record is from RefSeq and is a predicted model, not a curated record. Lineage: Eukaryota; Fungi; Ascomycota; Eurotiomycetes; Chaetothyriales; Herpotrichiellaceae. Gene Ontology annotation, biological process: cytoplasmic translation; ribosomal large subunit biogenesis. The transcript is spliced from 3 exons. Bases 1 to 330 code for a protein of 109 amino acids.
AUGGUCGCCGACAGCAAUCACCGAUUAUACGUCAAGGGCAAGCACUUGUCUUACCAACGAGGCAAGCGCAACACCAACCCGAACGUCUCUCUGGUGAAGAUUGAAGGAGUCGAAGACACCGAGGCCGCAAAGUUCUACCUGGGCAAGCGCGUCGCAUUCGUCUACCGAGCCUCGAAAGAACGACGGGGCAGCAAGAUCCGAGUGAUCUGGGGCAAGAUUGCUCGACCACACGGAAACAGCGGUGUCGUGCGAGCCAGAUUCAACCACAACCUGCCGCCCAAGAGCUUCGGUGCUAGCGUCAGAGUCAUGCUCUACCCCAGCUCGAUAUGA